Dicentrarchus labrax (European seabass) is the source of this 2737-nucleotide messenger RNA. RefSeq lists its product as uncharacterized. The transcript is spliced from 3 exons. Lineage: Eukaryota; Metazoa; Chordata; Actinopteri; Moronidae. The record is from RefSeq and is a predicted model, not a curated record. The coding region runs from base 15 to 2093 and encodes 692 amino acids.
AGAGCCUCGGAGCCAUGUUGAAACCCUGUGGAUUUUGUGUGAUUGUUAUCGUGCAGCUGUCUUUGGCAGCAGGAAUGAAUGCUGAUUGGAGUGUUCAGAGGACUCCAUUCAGCUCCAGUCUUAGAAACAGGGCAUAUCUUCAGAUGACUCCACCAAUGUUUGACCUUCUGCACUCUGAGCUUGGAGAUGCUGGAAAGUGGCCGACUGAUCCUUACAGAGACACCAAGUCCAAACAAAUGAGUGCCAUCAAUACUAGUGUAGAUUUGUUUAGGUUUGGUUUAUCUAAGACACAGUGUCAGAGAAUCAAUAAUAGCUGGAAUCCUGCUUUUCAUGCACUUUGUUCCAUCAAUCCAACAGUACCGGCUUGUGUCAGAAGUCUCAUUAUGGAGGCCUUCCCAGUCUGUUUGACUCAUUCAGAUGGCUUUAGAUUCAGCUAUAAUGACACAUUCGAGACAGAAAUGAUGUCUAACCAACAACAUGUGACCCUUAGAGAAGGUGAUACUACGUACAGCCACCAGACUAUAGUUAUUAUGGAAGAGGACCCUGCAGUGAUUAAAUCAGCCACUUACCUGUUUGAGAGAGAUCCUACUGUAUCAACUUUGCUGAGGUACCAGAAGGGGGCACUGCAUAUUCUCAGAGGAAGCCAUUUCCUUUCUACCAGAGACCAUGACAUCAUACUAGUCGGCCAUGGCAGAGGUAGCACCAAUGGGACAGUCCAGCUAGCUGGUUAUGGCCCAGAGGAGCUUGCCAGAGUUGUGUUACAAAUUGAAAGCACCUUUAAUCAUCUUGGCACCAUCAGCCUCAUCAGCUGCAACCUUGGAAAUGACCGCCACUUUAUGUUACAGCUGCUUCAAGCUCUCCGGUCUCUCAGUGUGGAAACAAAGCUGCUCCUACACAACUCCUUCCUGUCUGUUAGCUCUGACGGAGAGAUAAUGACUUGGACUGACAGAGUCUGGAGGUCCCAUGACAACAGCGGAAGAGUCCAUGCUGAACUGGACCAAAGAGGUGGCCUAGUUACGAAAAUGGAACUUGGCUGUGCAGGGCCAGGGUUUCCUGAUUAUAAAGGAAAGGUUUUGUACCGUCAGACAUUGGACUGGCCAAGCCACCCUCAAAUGUUUGUCCCGAUGGAGCUGCGCAAAAAGUACCCUUCUAUUGACUGCCUGGAGGGGCUUACAUGGAGCUUGUUUUUUGAGGAGAAUGAAAAAAGGCGUGCUCCUGAUUAUGUCCCAGACCAUGAUCAAAGACACCUGAAAGCAAUUUGGAUAACAGAGCCAGGACCAGCUGAAGACAGCAUUGUCCUCAAACAUAUUAGUAACAUUCAGGAUCUACUUGUGGAGAUACGAUAUAAUGCCAGGGAGGAAGUUGCAUCAGACCUUCACUAUGUUCUCAAUGAAUGCAUUUACAAAGUACAAAAAAAUCUUAGCGUGAGUCUGGUGGGCAAGUUCAUAAGCACUGACAAUAAAGCUGAAAUUGACAGCUUCCGUCAGAAUUUCAAUGAGCUGCAGGGUGAGUCCUCCCUGCUGGAGUUGAGAGAGGGUCUCAAAGCGUCCAAAUUCAAUGACUUCUGCCGCCAGACCUUCCAGUUUCAGCAGUGCAUCUACAACUGUGAGAGAUGGGGUCGUUACUUCAUGGCAGCAGUGUUCUCAGCAUCUGUGCAAAACUUCAGAACCUUCUCACUUUUCCUCAUGAGUGUCAUAGGUUGUGAAGUAGGCCGCUCCCGGGGGACUGACAGCCCCCUGUGCACAGCGUUUGUUGGAGCUGAGCACCCUAUGAUGACCGAUCAACCCUGGCCUGACCGUCUGCAACGGGGAUUCUAUGGCUGCACUGUUGACAACUACGACCUGGCACCGCAGAACAAACAGCUUUGGUUAGAUCAAGUGGUUGCAAAGGAAAAUGCCCUGUACAUCAAAUCGAAGCAGAUGAUGACCGCCGUCGACCAUGACGAGCAAACAGAGCUGGACAUCUUUGGGAAGGUCAAAGUCAUGAAUAAGUAUGUGUUCUCGUCUUAUCUAGAAUUCUUUCGAGGUACACCUGAGGGAAAGAAACUCAAGAUGGGAUGUACUCAGUCUUUCCAUGAGAAUUUAAAUCCAUAAUGCUGGUCUAAUGUGUAAUAAAUGAUAAUUGCAUCUUCGUUGCAUAGUUGGCUUGAGUAUUCUUCUGUGUGGAAAGGUCUGACACAGAUGUUCUGCUUGAUGCUGAUAUGACACUGCCAUAAAGUUCUGCAUAGUUUACUGCUUCAGCUUACUGGCACGGCUACACAUUUGAUAGUGUUUUAAUAGCUAGAAGAGUGGAAAUUAUCUUGAUAAAAUAGGAAAUAGGGCAAUAAAACAGUUAAAGGUCCAGUGUGUAAUAAUUAGAAGGAAGUACUGGCAAAAAUGGAAUAUAAUAUUCAUGUUUUCAUUUGUGUAUAAUCACCUGCAUGUAAGAAUUGUUGUGUUUUCAUUACCUUAGAAUGAGCUGUUUUUACCGUAGCCCAGAACGGACAAACCAAACACUGGCUCCAGGUAGGGCCUUUUUUUUUUUUCCCAAAUUUUGCAUCCCCCGUAGUUUCUCUUACAGGCUUGGAACAGGGGGGUGAUGACGAGGGGGUUGUUAUCUAAAACUACACCACUAGAUGCCACUUAAUCCAACACAUUGGUCCUUUUAAACCAGCUACUUCACAUUUGUGUGUAAACUAUUUAAACUGUGUGAGACAAUUUGUUCAUUCUUAUUAAAACAAUAAAUGAUUUAACAAAAA